CUUUCCUCGGAGGUGUGGUAGAAUGUGUUUCGAGCUUGUACGUUGGACAAUGCACGUUGGAUAACCUUGGAAGGGAUGAUGAGAGGGAGGAAGACCUUCUCGUGCGUAGGUACCUGGGUAAGUUUAGUAGACCGUCAAGGUGAAGAUUAUUCGAACCCAUCAAGUAUAUAAUGAUGAGCUUCAUCCCUCUUCUUGGUGUCUGAAUCUUCUCAUCAUCAUCACAACAUCUUCUACAACAACAAUCUUCCAAACCAACAAACAAACCAAACAACCACUUUUAACCAACUUCUUCCAAACAAACCAAAUCAUUCAAAAUGGCCCCUAUCACUACUUUCAUCCUCACCACCGUCAAGGCCGGUGCUAAGGUCGAGGAGUCCUUCGGUGCCAUCGAAGCCAUCCAAGACACCAUCAAGAGCGCCCCCGGCAGCGGUGCCCUCCGCGUCGCCACCCUCCACGAGGACGCCAACCAAUACCGUCUCUUCAUCGACUGGGAGUCGAUCGAAGCCCACAAGGCCUUCCGCCAGACCGAAGCCUUCCAAAAGUUCGCCAACGAGAUCUCCCCCUUCGCCGCCAACCCCUCCACCGUCUUCCACGCCGAGCUCUCCCCCUUCCCCCCCUCCGUCCUCGACAACGCCGAGGGCAAGGGAAAGACUGCCGUCGCCGAGAUCCUAUUCACCUACUACGCCCCCACCGCCGAUGCCGACAAGAACCUAGCUCUCGCCCAGAAGCUAGCUUCCCAGCUCGCCGGUGCCGGUUUCGCCGGUGCCACCGGUGAGACCGCCGUCGGCUGGUCCGUCGAGAAGGACAUCGACUACAAGGGAACGCCCAGCCGCGCCCUAGUCGUCAUCCUCGGAUGGGAGACCGUCGCCGCCCACGAGGCCGCCCGCAACAGCGACAAGUACAAGAGCAUCAUCGCCGAGUUCCAGGGCUCCACCGAUGCCACGGGCUUCGAGGUCUCCCACGUCACCACCAAGACCUUGUAAAUUGCAAAGUCUUCCUGAUGGGACAAUAACGGCCUGGGAUAUAUAUACUCUUGUCAGCAGGAGGGGUCACUGGUCGCAAUAUAUGAAUAUAUAGAAACUUUUCCUUUGUUUUUAGAAAUGGUAUGAAUGACGAAAAUAUAGACGUUCAAAGUUGGAAAACCUUUUGCUUCUUCCUCUCAUGCAUUGCUUUUUGUGAUUGUGACUUGAACGAAUUAACAAUCGUAGAAUCCUGAGCGAAAAAGUACAUCCAUCUUAUACUAGUUUCUUCAUAAUCGGAAUAUCUUUCGGCACAGAAAUGAGAAUUCUCAAUUCUAUUAUUCAAAAUUAGCAGGAUCUAUUGGAUAUCAUACAGCUUUUGGUUCGGUCCCCUCUUUCGUGCUUGUUUCUUUCUUCCCUACCUCUUCAUCUAGGGAUUGUCCCCUAACAACCCCGACACCAUGAUCAGCCAUGUCC
Messenger RNA from Hypoxylon trugodes, 1436 nucleotides. RefSeq lists its product as uncharacterized. The record is from RefSeq and is a predicted model, not a curated record. The transcript has a single exon. Lineage: Eukaryota; Fungi; Ascomycota; Sordariomycetes; Xylariales; Hypoxylaceae. The coding region runs from base 315 to 983 and encodes 222 amino acids.